UUUCAGAACGGCAGAAGGGUGGGGCAGCAUCAGCGGAACCCGGAUGCAGAUGCUGACCGACGGAGAGCAGGAAGCCGGAGAGAAUGAAGAGGAGAGAAGUCUGAGAGAGAAGGAGCCGGUGGAGGUAGCAGCAGACUGCAGCAGAGCAGGCGGGGAUAUCCCGACCGUGAAGAGCAGCUCUUGUGGAUUCUGGCUGUUUUCAGGAGCCUCUCUUUAGCAAAAAGCCGGUUUGGUUUAGUUGUUUGUGCAGCAUCCGCGCCGGCUGAGGGAGGAGAUGUAGUAAGAUGAUGAGAACAACCGUCCAAGGGAGGUAGGAAGGAAAGAGGGAGGGAGCACGGGGAGUCGCCAGUUAAGGAUGCUUGUUGUUUCUAGAAACAAGAUGAACCAUCGGACCGAGCUCUGAUCCUCCUUCUCUACCAGCACCGGCACAGGGAGCGCAGCCCUCCCCGCUGCAGCUGUCUCGACCGGGGGGCGCAUUUCGCUUGUCUGCCUUGGCCUUCCCGGAGGCAGUUUUUUCUUUUUUUUACACUCACCCUCCUCUUCCUCUGUUUCCUGAUGCAGGGCGAGGGAGGGGGUGAGCCAAAGUGUGCACCGGAUAUUGGAAAACCCAUUCUUCUUGCUUAUGCCUUUGCGAAAGCAGAUUAUAAUCUGGACAACAACAGACAGGCAGAUUCUGAGCAGACUAGGCCCGGGGCUUGACAGGUGCAGGGAAAUGUGUGAUGUUAGGAGGACACUGUUAACAUUUUUGGACGGCGGCAGCAACAGCGAAGACGGGGGUCCCAUCGAUCCUCGGGAUGGAUCCAAUCAGGCGGUUCUGACUUGGCUUAUUUGAGACUGUACUCUUAAGAGAAAUCAAUCAGAGGCAAAAGUAUCCUUCCUUUCCAGCUCAUGUAUGAGAUCCUUUUCUGCUCCACUUUGGCCAACUAUAAGCUAUAUGCACACGUCAUCUUUUCCCACCUUUCCAUGUGGAUGAUGCUGCAUUCCGAGCGGUGCUGAAAGGGAACUGAUUCUGGAUCUGACUGCAUGACAAGUUGAAGGGAGUAGCCUGCAGGGCCCUGGCUUCGGAUCACGACCAGUUUAGUCAUUUUUCUCUACCGCCUGUGAUGCGCGUUGUGGCGGUCUUGCUCUGUCUUAUUUCGCGGGAUAAAGUCGACUUUCGGCAAGAAUGAGCAGCAAAGAGAUCACAGUGGGCCAGUCCAGCCAGUACGUGGGGCCUUACCGGCUGGAGAAGACCCUCGGGAAGGGACAGACAGGCCUGGUAAAGCUGGGUGUCCACUGUAUAACAGGGCAGAAGGUGGCCAUAAAGAUUGUGAACAGAGAGAAACUCUCAGAAUCAGUUCUGAUGAAGGUGGAGAGAGAGAUAGCUAUUCUUAAACUAAUAGAGCACCCCCAUGUUCUGAAGCUCUAUGAUGUCUAUGAAAAUAACAAAUACCUGUAUUUGGUGUUGGAGCAUGUCUCUGGUGGGGAGUUGUUUGACUACUUGGUGAAGAAAGGCAGGCUGACUCCCAAGGAGGCCCGGAAAUUCUUCAGACAAAUCAUCUCUGCCCUCGAUUUCUGCCAUAGUCAUUCCAUAUGUCACAGAGACCUGAAGCCAGAGAAUCUUCUCCUGGAUGAGAAGAACAACAUUAGGAUAGCGGACUUUGGCAUGGCCUCGCUACAAGUUGGGGACAGUCUGCUGGAGACCAGUUGUGGAUCUCCUCAUUAUGCUUGUCCAGAGGUCAUUAGGGGAGAGAGGUACGAUGGUCGCAGGGCUGAUGUCUGGAGCUGUGGAGUUAUUCUCUUUGCUCUGCUUGUGGGUGCCUUGCCCUUUGACCAUGACAACCUGCGGCAGCUUCUGGAGAAAGUGAAGAGCGGAGUUUUCCACAUGCCCCACUUCAUACCGCCUGACUGCCAAGCUUUGCUUAAAGGAAUGAUUGAAGUCAAUGCUGACAAAAGACUCACGCUAGAAGCAAUACAGAAACACAACUGGUACCUGGGUGGCCGUAAUGAGCCUUGCCCAGAACAGCCUCCUCCUCGCCGGGUGUGUGUGACGAGGAUCCUGUCCCUAUCAGAACUGGACCCAGAUGUCCUUGAAAGCAUGUACUCUUUGGGGUGCUUCAGAGACCGAGUGAAACUCACACAGGACCUUACAAAUGAGGAGGAGAACCAGGAGAAAAUGAUCUACUACCUCCUAUUGGAUAGAAAAGAGCGAUACCCAAGCUGUGAAGACGAGGACCUGCCACCCAGGAAUGACAUUGUUGUCCAAGACCCACCAAGGAAGCGUGUGGAUUCCCCCAUGUUGACGCGUCAUGGUCGUUGUCGUCCAGAGAGAAAGAGCUUGGAGGUCCUCAGUGUUACAGAACAAGGGUCUCCCACCCCACCUCGCAGGGCUCUGGACACUAAUGCGCACAGCCAGAGGUCUCGUUCAGUCAGCGGUGCAUCCACAGGUCUGUCCUCCAGUCCCCUCAGCAGUCCCAGGAGCCCAGUCUUCACCUUUAACCAAUCAGAGGUCACCUCCACUUCCUCUUCCAAAGACCCCAAAGCAGGAAGUGCCACCACUUCUCGGCCCACCCGUCCGAUGCCUGACCCAAAAACCCAGACCUUGCCCUCCAAGGGUCCCACUGACCGGCCUCAGCUCCACUCCAUGAAGUCACUCCCCCUCCAAACACCUCGCUCUCCUUCGCCAUCCCCCUCUCCCAUCCUCUCCCCCAUCCCACGGUUCUUCAACUUCCCUUCUCCUUCCGUCUUCAGGUCCAAGAAUGUCCACACAUCCUCUAACUCAUCUGCCACCCCUUCCCCUGUUUCGCAGGUUACGCCACAGGGCUCGCCUCUGCCCACUCCGCUUGGCACACCCGUUCACCAAAUCCAACACCCUUCCUCCACCACCCCUCCCUCCUCCUCCUCUUCGUCUUCGUCCUCCAGAGUGGACGGAGCGGGCGGGGCGUCACUGUCACUGACCCCGCCCUCCAGUCCAGGAGGGAGUGGCAAUCUGGCCGCCUCGAGUUCCACCCACUGGAGGACGAGGCUUAACUCGUUUAAAAACAACCUGCUGGGCUCUCCACGUUUCCAUCGACGUAAACUGCAAGUUCCUACAUCAGAGGACAUGUCCAGUCUGACUCCUGAGUCCAGUCCAGAGCUGGCUAAGAGGUCGUGGUUUGGUAACUUCAUCAGUCUGGAGAAGGAGGAGCAGAUAUUUGUGAUGAUCAGAGACAAGCCGCUCAGCUCAAUCAAGGCUGACAUCGUUCAUGCCUUCCUCUCUAUCCCCUCUCUCAGCCAUAGUGUGGUAUCUCAGAAUAGUUUCAGGGCAGAAUACAAGUCCUCGGGUGGCCCAUCUGUCUUCCAGAAACCUGUCAAGUUCCAGGUGGACAUUGCUUUCUCUGAGGAAGAGAGGGAACGCGAGAGAGAACGAGCGGAGAGAGAAGGACGAAGAGAGAUGGGCAUCUACAGUGUCACCUUCACUUUACUAGCAGGUCCCAGUCGCAGAUUUAAAAGAGUCGUAGAAACUAUUCAAGCUCAGCUUCUUAGCACCCAUGAUCAACCUUCUGUGCAAGCUCUGGCAGAUGAGAAGAAUGGUCAGCUCUCCCGUCAGCCCAGUGUUCCUUCCCAUCAGAACUCCCGGCAUUCUGAAAGUGGAUCGGAUCGAGUUGAAAGGGAGCAUACAGCAGACGGAAUGAGUGGCAGCAGCAGCAGCAGCAGCGGAACCGUCUUACAGCGGCGAGAGUCAGGGAGAGACAAGAUCAGACUCCUUUCAUCGUCCAACGGGACGCAGUCUCACCCUUGAAAAGAAUAUUGCUAAUAAGAAGAGAGGGUCGUCUAUCUAGAGGUGUCCGUCUGGCUUCCCUCUCUUUCUCUCAGUCCUUCCAGCAUUCUCUCCUUUGCCUUUCCCUUAUUUCCUUUUAGGCUUCUGACCUCUAACCCCAAGGGAUAGAAGAUGGGAAGGACCUUUGUCAAAGAUAGUCUAGAGAUACGACUGACGAUUCCCCAGAAGUGUCUAUCUGUAGUAGAAAUGGGUACUGAUGAAGUGAGAAAGCAGAACAGAGAAAACUCACAGCCAGGUAAACAAGUUGUCCACCUCCCACAAGUGAACAAAGCACAGGACAUUUCUACUGAACAAUCACAAUCAACAGUUGCUUCAGACUUUGCAGGAAACCUCCAAGUACAUCGGUGAGGAUGGUUUACGCUGAUCAUGGCCAAUGAGUGCAACGAAACAUUCUGAUUCAUCAUUUCCUGCCCAUCCAGUUUGAUCACCUGCAUCACUUCUUCUCCUCACCUUUCUAUGGGAAAAACAAAUGUGUUUUCUCCAACAGACCAACAUGAGGGAAAAUUGGCCAAGAAUUAAAUGAGAUUGUUUGAAGUGGAUUGUGUCGCUACAUACUAAGCAAACCCUGUUGUAAUUUUUCACAA
Molecule: messenger RNA, 4383 nt
Organism: Girardinichthys multiradiatus
Lineage: Eukaryota; Metazoa; Chordata; Actinopteri; Cyprinodontiformes; Goodeidae
Product: serine/threonine-protein kinase BRSK2-like
Exons: 20
Coding region: 1166-3760 (864 amino acids)
Biological process (GO): protein phosphorylation; microtubule cytoskeleton organization; intracellular signal transduction
Cellular component (GO): cytoplasm
Molecular function (GO): tau-protein kinase activity; ATP binding; protein serine/threonine kinase activity
Source: RefSeq, a predicted model, not a curated record